AUCCUGACCUUGUUCUCACCUUACAUACAAACAAUUUAUUCCAUGAUUAUCUUCCAGCUGCUUUAUACAUAAAUAUCUACAUUAUUCUCCUUAUAUUUACUGAUCACAACUAACCUAACUGCACUCUAAAUUCAUUAAAAUUAUUCUUAAUUUGGAACAUAAUUUCUCAGAAAUGGAGAAAUUCUUAUGUGUUCAGGAUUUUUACGAGGCAGCAAAAUCAAAGCUCACCAAAGAUUCGAACGGAUCCUGGGAAUAUUUUGAAGGCAUUCCAGACGAAGGAUGGGCUUUAGACCAAAAUAGGAAGGCUUUCAAAAGAUAUGUAAUUCGUCCUCGGAUUUUGCGCGACGUUUCUGCCAUAAACUUGACCACGACGAUCCUCGGAAUUCCAGCCUCCAUUCCGAUCGGUGUGGCACCAACUUCUAAGCAGGCCCUUUUUCAUCCCGAUGGAGAAUGUGGUGUGGCAAGAGCUGCGGGGCGAUCAGGCGCCAUCUACGUUCUGAGUACCUUAGCGACCGCAAGUAUCGAAGAGGUCGCUGCUGCCGCACCAAAAACGAGGCUUUGGUUUCAGUUGUACUACCAAAAAGAUAUCGAGGUGAACAAAGACCUUUUAAUAAGAGCUGAAAAAUCUGGCUACGAGGCAGUCGUUUUAACAGUGGAUUGUCAAAUUCCUGCAAAUCGACUCGGUUUCAAAAGGAAACCUUGGAAACUUCCGGAAAUGCAGGAACAGCAAGUUCCGGAAGAUAUGGAUCCCAGCAUGGAUUGGAAUGUCGUUAAAUGGAUCAGAGAGCAAACCAAAAUGAAACUCAUCUUGAAAGGCAUUCUUACCGGAGAAGAUGCCAAAUUGGCCGUGGAGCAUGGCGUCGACGCCAUCAUCGUGUCAAACCAUGGCGGGCGACAGUUGGACUCCGUCAUGCCAGCGAUUGACGUCCUACCGGAAGUAGUAGCUUCGACUAAAUCCAGUAAUGUUGAAGUCUACCUGGACGGUGGCAUCACCCUUGGAUCCGAUGUCUUCAAAGCGUUAGCACUUGGAGCUAAAAUGGUUUUCAUUGGACGAACGGCACUCGCAGGUCUGACCGUUGGCGGUGAGCAGGGUGCCGCCAAAGUGUUGGAAAUACUGACAAAUGAGCUUGACAAAACCAUGGCUUUGGCAGGUGUCACAGAUUUAGGAAGCAACAUCAGCUCAAAAUUUAUUCAAAAUUACAAACCCUUUCUAUCAUCCGAUUACUGAAGAUUCGCGAAUAAAUAAAUCAAUUUGCAAGAAUUUAAACUCCAUAAAUUUUUCAUGCAAGAUCCAAAAUAGCGGAUAACGCGAUGAAAUAAUUUUAAUUUUAAUUGAAAUUCUGAAGUUAUCGGUUUCAAGGAUAAACAAUUAUUACACUUCAUUGAACACAAGUUUCAUCACCAUCAUUACAACAAAUUAAGCAAUUUGCAUUAGUUUUGAGAAUUGUGAAAAUUUUGGAAAUACAAAACAAUGAUUCUAGAAA
Molecule: messenger RNA, 1484 nt
Organism: Folsomia candida
Lineage: Eukaryota; Metazoa; Arthropoda; Collembola; Entomobryomorpha; Isotomidae
Product: hydroxyacid oxidase 2
Exons: 9
Coding region: 173-1228 (351 amino acids)
Molecular function (GO): FMN binding; oxidoreductase activity
Source: RefSeq, a predicted model, not a curated record